CACACUUGCAGACUCGCGGGCAAAUUGAUGAUGAGACGAUUCCUUUAUGGCGGCGGUGUGCAUUCGACGAAAUGAAAUAUACGGAUGGAUGACCGUGUACGCUACCUAGGAACCUACUGAUUCGCCCCGGAUCCGACUGGGCGUUGGGGUUAACUCUCUCAGUAACGGUAAUGGUAUAUGUCUUCUCUGGGCAGUACCCACCCGGCUCAACGCGGGGUUUGUGUGAUAUAAACCGGCCUCAGACCCUCAUCCGACUCAUCCUGUUCGCCGACCUUCCUGUCCACGGACCACUCGUGACAAGAUGGGCAGCGUUCCAACUCUACCCGAGGCACAAACCUUCUUCACGGUCGGCGACAAACAUGAAUUCGAUCCAGAACGAUGGGUAUCGGACGGCCAAGAGCCGCGCCCAAAGCGGGAUCCGGAAACACACGUCAAAGUGUUGAUCGUAGGCGCCGGCUACGCCGGGCUGCUGGCGGCGCUCGAGUGCUGGCGGAAAGGGCACGACGUGGUGGGCAUCCUGGAACGCAGCCAGGGGCCCAACUACAGCGGCGACCUCAUCAUCAUCCAGCCGUCGGCCCUCGAGGUGCUGCGCCACUGGCCGCAGAUGCGGCGCGAGCUCGGCGAGGACAAGGUCACAGCAGGGACCUACUACUACCGCCACAACGGCGAGCUCAUCUCGGGACCGGCGGAGCCGAGCUACAACGCGGCCGAGUACGUCGCCGAGCGUGCGAGCAGGCCUGACACGGUCGGGUACAUUGGCGCCGUGCAGAUCCGCAAGAAGUUCUACCGAAUGCUGUUGCGGCAAGUGGCCCGCCUGGGCUUUCGCGUUGACUACGGCUGCCGAGUCCAAGGCUAUUUUGAGGAUGAAGGGGCUGGGAUUGCCGGCGUCACCCUCACCGACGGUUCAAUUCGGACGGCGCACGUCGUCGUCGCAGCUGACGGCAGCCGGUCGAGAUCCGAGUUGCUCAUCGCCGGGGAGCACGCCGUGACGAGGUCCAGCGGCAUGUCAGUCUACCGCACGGCGUUCCCAGCCCACCUUGCCUUUGCCGACGGCAUGGUGCGCGAGCGGUGGGGGGGCAAGCACACGUACGAGUUCUGGCUGGGGUCGGGCAUGCACAUCGGGCUGUAUUUCUCGCCCGACCUGGUGGCCUUUGGCAUCACGCCGCGCGACGAGUACCUGGACCCGGACCAGGUCGUCGUGGACCAGGAUUCGUGGGAUCCCAACGUCGAUCCGGACGAGGUCAUUGCUGUGAUGCGCCGCGCCAGGUCGGCCAUGGAUAAGGACGACCCAGACCCGGACACGUGGCACCCCGUAAUCGAGGCCCUUGUGCGCACCGCGCCCCGCGGAAACCUCAUCCACUGGCCGCUGCGCUGGCGCGAUCUCCGGCGGGAGUGGGUUUCUAAGGGCGGGCGGGUCGUCCAGAUCGGCGACGCGGCACACUCGACCAUCCCCUCCUCCGCCGCUGGCGGGACGUUAGCCUUGGAGGAUGCUAUCACGCUGGCUUCGUGUCUGCAGCUGGCCUCAGCACCAGGGGCAGCAGCGGGCGGGGCUCUUGCUGGUUUUGGCGUGCCGAUUGGGACGAAGGUGUACAACUUGCUGCGGUAUGAGCGCACGAGCUGUACGCAAAAGAUGGCCUUUGUCAACGCCCAGGUGCUUGGCAACACGACGGACUGGGACGCUAUAAGGAAAGACCCAAAGAGGGUCCAUGUGCGCUACCCGCGCUGGCUCUUUAGCCACGACCCGGAGGGCUAUGUUUAUGAGAAGUAUGGCCAAGCUUUUGCCCAUGUGGUGGCCGGCGCCGAGUUCCGCAACACAAACAUACCGCCGGGCCAUAAGUUUGUGCACUGGAAUCUGGAGCAGAUACACAAGGAGAUGGCGGCUGGGAAGAAGGUUGAGGAUCUGCUGGACGGUGACUGGACGUAGAGAGAGGCAUCUUGCUUAGGACUGAGCAACAUCAGCGAUUCAGGGGCAAGCGUAAAUAGCCAUGUUGCUGGGCCAACGGUUCAUACCUAGACAUUUAUUCUGGAGAGCAAGUUGGCCUUAUAGUCUUAGGACAACGUGAAAAGCGUAGGUAUGGUGUUUCAAAUUGGGUCUCCAGCUACAACGAAACAGCGUUGGGGCUUUGGCUGGAUUCAAGGUUGACGAAAGGGAGGAAACGGAAGAUGGAGAUGAAACCAUUUGAGUAAGGUACCUAUAUGUUAGAGCUACCACAAACCCUACCUACCUACCUACCCAAUAUACUUAUG
Molecule: messenger RNA, 2247 nt
Organism: Canariomyces notabilis
Lineage: Eukaryota; Fungi; Ascomycota; Sordariomycetes; Sordariales; Chaetomiaceae
Product: putative monooxygenase
Exons: 2
Coding region: 302-1924 (540 amino acids)
Molecular function (GO): monooxygenase activity; FAD binding
Source: RefSeq, a predicted model, not a curated record